Messenger RNA from Dermatophagoides pteronyssinus (European house dust mite), 1500 nucleotides. RefSeq names its product CTP synthase-like. Lineage: Eukaryota; Metazoa; Arthropoda; Arachnida; Sarcoptiformes; Pyroglyphidae. The record is from RefSeq and is a predicted model, not a curated record.
AUGUUCGACCACGCUGUACUUCAUCGUGUACGAGGGUCCAUUAGUGGACUUGGAAAAGGCACCCUCGUCUCCUCUCUUGCAAUUCUGCUCCGCGACAUCGGCCUCAAGUUAACUGCCAUAAAGGUCGACCCCUACCUCAACUUCGACGCUGGCACUAUCUCGCCCUUCGAGCAUGGCGAAGUAUUCGUUUUGAAGGACGGCUGCGAAACUGACUUGGACCUAGGCAACUACGAACGCGCGCUCAACAUCGAACUUUCAAGCAGCAAUUGCAUCACCACUGGCAAGAUCUUCAGCACCGUCUUCAACGCGGAGCGCAAAGGCAGCUACUUGGGCAAAACCGUGCAAAUGGUUCCGCACGUCACCGACUGCAUCCAAGAAAUGUUCUCGCAGCUGGCCGAAUCUGAGGAGUGCUAUGAUGUCUGCCUUGUUGAGAUCGGCGGCACCGUCGGUGACAUCGAAUCCUCUCUGUACCUCGAAGCGAUUCAGCAGUUUGUGCACCGAAGAGGCGCCGAUAACGUUUCACUCUGCCACUUAGUUUUUGUGCCAACGGUUUCUGCCGAGCAAAAGACCAAGUGUGCACAGCACUCUUUCCGUGCGCUCCGCGAGUCCGGCUUGUUUCCCAGCUUCAUCUUCGCGCGCAGCACAGAUCCGCUGACGCAACAGUCGCUGAGCAAGCUGUCGACCUUCAGCGGCGUGUCGCAAGAGCGAAUAUUCAGCUGCUACGACGUUUCCAACCUGUACUUCUACCACUCCUCAAAUGACACAUACAUUAGCGUCGUGAAAGCUGUGGAACACGCUUCCUUCCGGCUCAACAUUCCUAUUAAACUGGUCAACAUCAGCGCCGAGCUGCUUGAAAAAGACGCCGAUCCCAAGCAAGCCGAGGAGGUCUACGAGACGCUCUGCUCGUGCCACGCCGUGCUCAUUCCUGGUGGUUUUGGCGAACGCGGCACAGCGGGCAUGAUCAAGGCGAUUUGGCACGCGCGCACGCACGACAUACCUAUCCUGGGCAUCUGCCUCGGAAUGCAACUCAUGUGCAUUGAAGCCGCACAGAACGUGCUCGGCUACUCCAACGCAAACAGUGAGGAGUUCGGCGCUACAGAUCCCGACAACUUCAUCAUGUUCCUGCCCGACAGUUCUCGCGAGAUCUACGGCGGCACGAUGCGACUCGGGGAGCAUGCUACCUCGAUCCUCUCCGAAACUUCUUUGGCUUAUGAGAUCUACAAAAGGAAGACCGUGCACGAGCGGCACCGCCACCGAUUCGAAUUUAACAAGUUAUACGAGAAUUUGUUCGCCGACGCUGGCUUUGUAUUUUCCGGAAUUGACGUCAGCAACCAACGCUACGAAAUCAUUGAGAGGCCGGGGCAUGCGUUUUUCUUCGGCACGCAGUUCCAUCCUGAGUACAAGUCUAGUCUGGAGAAUCCUUCAGAAGUGUUUCUUGCGUUUGCCGCAGCAUCUCAGAGAAGCAAACAGAAAGCGGAUGCGAAGCGUCAAAUCAUCUAG